AUGGUACCAUGUCGGGAGGGGACGGUCCGUGAUUUCCUACCGUCGGGGCAGAACAAGGACACCCCAGAAGGGAUCAAGGACGAAGUCGUGGUGGCCUUGACUGACAAUGAAGUCGUCCUUUUUGACGCGAGUCUAGCCCACAGAGUUCUUGAUAGCAAGAGUUUCUAUUUCCGCGAUAUUGCGAGGAUAAAUCCGCCCUCCAACGACCACGGCACCGCCAUGGUCAGCAUGGCCCUGCCCGUUGGCCCUAGGUCAAAGUUCAAAACUGUCCGGCAAAAGGCCGUCGACGACGCAUCCCCAUGUCCGAGCCCCACCCCCAAGAAAGCCAUCUCCACCAAGCUCGACCACCCAAACGGCUCCUCGCCCAACCCCUUCUUCCAUAUCGGCGCCGCCCGCAGCGCCAGCGACUCAGGGAGUCGCGGAAAUUUCCUCAAAACAUCCCCACCAGCUUCCGGCAGCAUUCGACAGCAGCAGCAACAGCGGGGUGGGGACGAGCUGGACAAGGUUAGGGUUUUCUUCGAGGAACUCACACCCUCCGGAUGGGGCUUUAGGUCAAAAUUCGACCCAGGGAAAUUUUAA
This is a messenger RNA of Parascedosporium putredinis, 579 nucleotides long. NCBI's taxonomy places the organism in Eukaryota, Fungi, Ascomycota, Sordariomycetes, Microascales, Microascaceae. The record is from the annotation of a GenBank genome assembly.